GCCUGUCGUCAGUUGUUAAAAUGUACGAAGAUAAAUGGAUUAACUGAGGAAAUAUAAUGACGAAUAUGCCAUCAAGACGCGUAGCGUGUGACUGAAAGGUAUGAGGUGUGCUUGUUUUGUUUACGUGUGUUUGACUGCCUUUGAUAGAGUGCUUUUGCAAAGCAUGCGGAGCUUCCAGCAUACACAACACAAGAAGCGUGCUUCUGGAUGUCGGCCCCAAUCGGGUCGGUAAAUUGUACCGAACACGCACAACAUGUUUAGAAGUACGUUUCAAGGUGGAUUUCUGUCUAUAUUAUAUAGCAUCGGCAGCAAACCUCUUCAGAUAUGGGAUAUAAAGGUGAAGAAUGGUCAUAUCAAACGAGUUACAGACAAUGACAUCAACUCGCUCGUGUUGGAGGUGGAGGGUUCAAACGUCAGUACCAACUACAUCACAUGUCCCGCUGACCCCAGGCAGACUCUUGGCAUCAAAAUGCCUUUUCUUGUGAUGAUCGUCAAGAAAACCAGGAAAUAUUUCAGCUUUGAAGUCCAGGUGUUAGAUGAUCAGAAUUUACGCCGGCGAUUUCGGGCAAGUAAUCACCACAGCAAGACGCAAGUGAAUUCAUUUAUGUGCACUAUGCCAAUUAGUGUUGAUGACCGCUGGAACCAGUUUCAGUUCAACUUGGCAGACAUCACCAGGAGGGCUUAUGGAACCAGUUAUGUAGAGACGCAGCGUGUGCAGAUUCAUGCUAAUUGUCGUAUUAGGAGGGUAUAUUUCACUGAUAAACAAUACACAGAGGAUGAGCUCCCACCAGAGUUCAAACUGGUUAUUCCUGUCAAGAAACAGGAUGCAAGCAAAAAAGGAGGUCCUAGGCCUGCGGCAACCCGACAGACCUGAAACAUUAUUUGUGUAACCAUUGGGUUAACUUUGAAGAUCGGUUAUAUUCACUGUUGAAAAUAUUAGAUGCAUCUUUUUAAUUGUGUCAUUUGUUUACAUGUUUUUGAAACAAAUCCCACUACUCCAUUUUAUGAUUGAUUUAAAACCAAUCAUAAAAAAAAUAUUUUAAAAAAAUAAAAUCAAUGUAAUGUAAUGUAAUCUUUGUUCAUUAUAAAACUGCAAAUCUGGUGUUGUGAAUAUCUAUUUUUUUUGCUGUGAAUAUGUAUUCUUGGGGAAAAUUAUGUACUAAAAUGAUCACAAAAUGUGCAAAAAGUUAAAAUAGCUGGAGCAUAAAUUCUGCUGACCAGGAAGACUGAGAUGAACAUGAACCAACGCAGAUACUGUACAUUCCUAAAUACAAAUAUAUGUAUUAUGUAUAUAUUUAUAUCAUUUGCUACACAAUCAAAAAACGAUCACUUAUGGACUACCUAGUGCUAAAAUAUAUUAAUUCAUAGCACAUCGAAUCCAAACUGAUAUGGAUGGAAAACAACAGACUAGCGUAUAAUAUACACUACUUGGACUGAACAUCCAUGAGCCCGUUUUACAUAUUAUGUUUGUAUAGUCUUCAUUAAAUAAAGCAUAAGGUAGAUUUUUCCCUUCGC
Messenger RNA from Hippocampus zosterae (dwarf seahorse), 1515 nucleotides. RefSeq names its product cilia- and flagella-associated protein 20-like. Gene Ontology annotation, cellular component: motile cilium; ciliary basal body. The transcript is spliced from 6 exons. NCBI's taxonomy places the organism in Eukaryota, Metazoa, Chordata, Actinopteri, Syngnathiformes, Syngnathidae. The record is from RefSeq and is a predicted model, not a curated record. The coding region runs from base 254 to 874 and encodes 206 amino acids. Gene Ontology annotation, biological process: positive regulation of cell motility; regulation of cilium beat frequency involved in ciliary motility; cilium assembly.